UAUGCUCUUGGUGAUAUGAUUAUUGACAAUACUUGCAUGCAAUUAGUUUCAAAUCCACAUCAAUUUGAUGUUAUGUUGACAACCAAUUUGUAUGGGUCUAUUGUUUCAAAUGUUGUUUGUGGACUUUUGGGAGGAGCUGGUUUACUAGCCGGUAAAAAUUAUGGAGAUCACUACACAGUAUUUGAGCCAGCGACAUGUUUUAACUUGGAAAGCUACUGGUUGUGAAUCAAGACCAUCAUGCUCUUUGGUUUGUAAGUGCAACUAUAGAUCUGGACCAAAUAUCACUAAUAAUUGGUGUUUUGACUAUUUAGAAGAAAUAGAAUUAUCAGAUUUAGCAACUGAUAAUUACAGAAAAAUAGGUACAUUUAAAUCUGAAUAA
Messenger RNA from Trichogramma pretiosum, 379 nucleotides. Its product is annotated as FGGY carbohydrate kinase domain-containing protein-like. Lineage: Eukaryota; Metazoa; Arthropoda; Insecta; Hymenoptera; Trichogrammatidae. The transcript has 2 exons. The record is from RefSeq and is a predicted model, not a curated record. Bases 161 to 379 code for a protein of 72 amino acids.